Messenger RNA from Capsicum annuum, 3860 nucleotides. RefSeq names its product protein argonaute 4A. Gene Ontology annotation, cellular component: cytoplasm. The transcript has 23 exons. Gene Ontology annotation, biological process: regulatory ncRNA-mediated post-transcriptional gene silencing. Bases 896 to 3541 code for a protein of 881 amino acids. NCBI's taxonomy places the organism in Eukaryota, Viridiplantae, Streptophyta, Magnoliopsida, Solanales, Solanaceae. The record is from RefSeq and is a predicted model, not a curated record. Gene Ontology annotation, molecular function: RNA binding; protein binding.
UUGGUGUGUUUUCUUGCCUUGUUUACAAGUAUGGGGUUUUCAUGGGUACGUGGGUUGAGAUGUCUGUGUUUCUUGGUAGAUUUUCUUGUUUUUAGUUUAAUAUACUACAAUGUUUUGCUGUUCUUGGUAGAUUUUUCUUGUAUUUUGUUUAUAUACUACAUUGUUAUGCUGUUCAUGUCGGAUUUUUUUGCUUUUGUUUGCUAUAUAUGUUGUGCUGUCCUUGAUAGAUUCUUUUUGCUGUUGUGUAAAAUAUUUUGCUUUCUUGUGUAUACUAUAAAAUAUGGUGCUGUUCUUGAUACAGAUUUUCUUUCUUGUGUAUACUAUACAAUAUGGUGCUGUUCUUGAUACAGAUCUUCUUGCUUUUGUACACAACAUAGGGUUUUGAAAAGAUUUUUUUUUAAUGAGCAUGUAAAGAUAUAAGAUAUCACUGUAUAUAUUUUUCUGGGUUUUGAAAAUAGGAGUAAUAGUGGGUUUUUGAUAUUUUCUUGCUGCUUGGUCUUCCAAUGUUGAUUCUCUUUUACAUUGGAAAUCGUUUCGUUUUCCGUUUUUGGUUAAAGGGUUUUGAAAAAGAGCCAGUGUUAGUGCUUACUAAGUUAGCCAGAAACGGAAAAUAUGCUUUAAUUUCAAAGCAGCUGUUAUCAGUCUUUUGAUUCCCUUAGUUCUGCUAAUUACUACUGCAUUAUUUAUUGUUAGUAGUAAAGUCACCACCUUUUAUAGUAAUUAGUCUUCUGCUUAUCCCUAUAAGAGAGAUUAUUUGUUUUAACAUUUUGCAUAUGAUAAGUAAAGACAAGAAUAUUGUACUACCAUUACUUACAAAGAAAAGAAAACUUUUUGCAGGGAUUCUUAGGUCUGCUUCACUCUCUGAGGUUGAAGUUUGAAAAACUGAGUUAUUAGAAUGUCGUCUACAAAAGGUGAAGCUACAGGAUCAAAACCAAACCGUGAUCUUAUGGCUCGACCAGGAACUGGAAUGAAAGGCCAGAAAAUUCGCCUACUUACCAACCAUUUUAAUGUAGGGAUGACCAAUGCUGAUGGGCACUUCUUCCACUAUAGUGUUGCUCUAAGUUAUGAAGAUGGAACUCCUGUGGAAUUAAAAGGCAUUGGAAGGAGAAUUCUUGAGCAGGUCCAUCAAACGUAUGCAGUGGAGCUAGCUGGCAAAGAUUUUGCCUAUGACGGGGAGAAGAGCUUGUUUACUAUUGGUGCAUUGCCUGGGAACAAGUUUGAGUUUGAUGUUGUCCUGGAGGACUCCUCUUCAUCUAGAACUGCUCGAGGCAGCCCUGGAGGGAGCCCGGGUGAUGGUGAUAGGAAAAGAUCAAAGAAACAGCCAUGGUCGAAGGCAUAUAAAGUGGUGAUUAAGUAUGCUGCCAAAAUACCUAUGCAAGCUAUUGCAAAUGCAUUGCGGGGACAAGAUUCUGAACAGUAUCAAGAGGCAGUGAGAGUGCUUGACAUAGUUCUGAGGCAGCAUGCUGCCAAACGGGGCUGCCUUAUUGUGCGUCAAUCUUUUUUCCAUAAUGAGCCUAGAAACUUUGUUAAUCUUGGUGGAGGAGUUUUAGGAUGCCGAGGUUUCCAUUCAAGCUUCAGGGCCACACAGGGAGGCCUUUCAUUGAACAUGGAUGUGUCGACCACAAUGAUUGUGCAGCCAGGCCCGGUGAUAGAUUUCCUUCUUGCGAAUCAAAACACGAAAGAUCCUUACCAGAUUGAUUGGGCCAAGGCAAAGAGGAUGCUGAAGAAUCUGAGGAUUAAGGCCAACCCCUCAAAUAUGGAACACAAAAUCACCGGCCUCACUGAUAUGCCUUGCAAAGAGCAGACUUUCAUGUUGAGGCAGAAAAAUGGGGAUGGGGGAGUGCACGAGGUUGAGCUGACUGUUUAUGAGUAUUUCACUAUUCAUCGGCGUAUUCCUUUACAGUAUUCUGGAGAUUUUCCUUGCAUCAACGUGGGGAAACCUAAACGUCCAACCUUCAUUCCUCUUGAGCUUUGCACUCUGGUGUCUCUGCAGCGCUACACCAAGGCGCUGUCCAAUCUACAAAGGGCUUCCCUAGUAGAACAAUCCCGACAAAAGCCCCAAGAAAGGAUGAAAACUUUGACCGAGGCUCUACAUGCCAGCAAGUAUAAAGCUGACCCACUUCUUGGGUCUGCUGGAAUUUCAAUCAGUUCUCAGUUUACUCAAGUUGAAGGUCGUGUCUUGCCAACUCCAAAGUUGAGGGUAGGAGAUCAUCAAGAUUUGUUUCCUAAUAAGGGAAGGUGGAAUUUUAACCAGAAGCUAUUGGUUGAACCGGUUAAACUUGAGCGUUGGGCUGCUGUGAACUUUUCUGCCCGUUGUGAUGUCCGUAAGCUUUGCAUGGAUCUACAAAGGUGUGGGAAAAUGAAAGGAAUUUUCAUCAAUCCACCAUUUGAACAUAUUUUUGAGGAGAAUCCGCAGUAUAGGCGCAGCCCUGCUCCUGUUAGAGUUGAGAAGAUGUUAGAAACGUUGAAAUCAACACUUCCAGGCUCACCUCAGUUCCUUCUAUGCAUUCUACCAGAGAAAAAGAACUCUGACCUUUAUGGCCCCUGGAAGAAAAGGAAUUUGGCUGAUCUUGGAGUUGUUACACAAUGCAUUGCUCCAACAAAAAUCAAUGAUCAGUACCUUACCAAUGUGCUCUUGAAAAUCAAUGCAAAGCUGGGUGGCAUGAAUUCCUUUUUGGCUACGGAGCUUUCCCCAACACUACCUCAGAUUUCAAAGGUACCAACUAUCAUUAUUGGGAUGGAUGUCUCCCAUGGCUCACCUGGACGAGCAGAUGUUCCCUCCAUUGCAGCGGUUGUCAGUUCUAGACAAUGGCCCUAUAUUUCACGCUAUAGAGCUGCUGUUCGUACACAGUCACCAAAGAUGGAAAUGAUAGAUUCUCUGUACAAGAAAGUAUCUGAUAACGAAGAUGAGGGCCUUUUCAGGGAACUAUUGAAGGACUUCUACACAAGUUCAAAGAAUGUGAAACCUGAGCAUAUCAUCAUUUUCAGAGAUGGAGUUAGUGAGUCCCAGUUCAACCAAGUCAUAAACAUUGAACUCAAUCAGAUUAUUGAGGCCUGCAAUCAUCUGGAUGAAAGUUGGUCUCCAAAGUUCACUGUUAUCGUUGCACAAAAGAACCACCACACAAAGUUUUUCCAGACCAACUCACCAGAGAAUGUUCCUCCUGGGACUGUGAUUGACAAUGCAGUUUGCCAUCCAAAGACCAAUGACUUCUACAUGUGUGCUCAUGCUGGGCCUAUUGGAACAACAAGACCUACACACUACCAUGUUCUGCAUGAUGAAAUUGGAUUCUCUGCAGAUGACAUGCAAGAACUGGUCCAUUCAUUGUCCUAUGUGUAUCAGAGAAGCACCACAGCCAUCUCUGUUGUUGCACCUAUAUGUUAUGCUCACUUGGCAGCAGCACAAAUGGCACAGUUUGUCAAGUUUGAUGAACUGUCAGAGACGUCCUCAAGCCACGGUGGAGUUGCAACAGCUGGUAGUUUUCAAGUGCCUGCAUUGCCUCCGCUUCACAGGAAUGUUCGCAGUUCCAUGUUUUUUUGUUAAAUUUCUGGUUCUGUAAUGACGAGUCUUAAACUCAGUACAUCGUUGGUGUUUUAUCAGUGCCAAACUUUUUGGCCAAGUCUCUCCAUUGGUGGAGAAAACUUAAGCUAAAGCUAAUUUCUGGCUAUGCUGUGAUGGAUGCCAGAAAUCUUUAGAUUAUAGUUGUGUGCUUUUUGUGUUUUGUCUUCAGUAAGACAUUGCAUUAGCUUUUCUUUGUAUGAUAGAGAAGUUUUAGGGAUCUUUACUUUUGCUGUUUAGACCUUCAGCAGAAUAUUUAUCUCUAUGACAAGAAUUUAGGUGGACUUUAAGAUUUGCUAUGAGA